GUAUUUAAUAUCUGCAAUGCCAAUCAGAUCUCUCAGCCGAUUGCAGCAAAACGGGGCCUUCGAUUUGGUAGUUACCGGAUGGGCACCAUCGUCGACGGCCAGGCGUCGCCGCUGGCUCUCAAGUCAAAGAAACGGAAGCAGGCAGAGAGGAAAGGGAUUUCAAGAGCCAACGGCAUCGCUUCCUGCCUAUUCAAGUACUGGCGGCAACGCUACUCCCUCUUUUCCAGGUACGACGCCGGCAUCAAGAUGGACAAUGAGGGGUGGUUUUCCGUCACUCCUGAGGCCAUCGCUGCCUCACACGCUGCUCAUGCUGCCUCCUCGAGUGCCGCCGUCGUCAUCGACUGCUUCGCUGGCGUUGGCGGCAAUGCUAUCCAGUUCGCUGCUAGGGGUUUUCUUGUGAUUGCUGUUGAGAUUGAUCCCCGAAAGGUUGAUUAUGCUGUUAAUAAUGCAAGAGUCUAUGGUGUGAAGGAUAGGAUUGAAUUUGUUGUUGGGGAUUUCUUCAGCUUAGCACCUUUUCUGAAGGGUGAUGUUGUGUUCCUUUCACCACCAUGGGGAGGUCCUUCAUAUAGCAGAAUUCAGACUUUCACGCUUGAUAUGCUAAAGCCUAAAGACGGGUAUUUGAUCUUUCAGGCUGCUCAAAAAAUAUCUCCCAACAUUAUCAUGUUCCUUCCCCGUAAUGUGGACUUAAGGCAAGUGGAAGAACUUUCUUGGUUAUCUAGCCCGCCAUUAGCGUUGAAGAUUGAAGAGAACUACAUGGAAACUAGUUUGAAAGGAAUAACGGCAUACUUUGGUGACAUUGCAUUAGUACCAUCCAAGUCAUCCCUUUCGAAAACGGACAUAAGUUGAUGGUCAUUGUAAAGACUGUUGUCCUCAAAGUUGCCAUGUCUUGCCAAGGUUGCGUUGGUGCUGUGAACAGAGUUUUGUCAAAGAUGGAAGGAGUGGACUCAUUUGAGAUUGAACUUAAGGAACAGAAAGUGACUGUGAAGGGUAACGUGAA
Messenger RNA from Dendrobium catenatum, 997 nucleotides. RefSeq names its product trimethylguanosine synthase-like. Gene Ontology annotation, molecular function: RNA cap trimethylguanosine synthase activity. The record is from RefSeq and is a predicted model, not a curated record. Gene Ontology annotation, biological process: 7-methylguanosine cap hypermethylation; 7-methylguanosine RNA capping. Lineage: Eukaryota; Viridiplantae; Streptophyta; Magnoliopsida; Asparagales; Orchidaceae. The coding region runs from base 79 to 846 and encodes 255 amino acids. The transcript has 7 exons. Gene Ontology annotation, cellular component: nucleus.